Hippoglossus stenolepis (Pacific halibut) is the source of this 2562-nucleotide messenger RNA. It is a transcript of the gene hpse, whose product is annotated as heparanase. The transcript has 12 exons. Gene Ontology annotation, cellular component: membrane; extracellular matrix. Gene Ontology annotation, molecular function: hydrolase activity, acting on glycosyl bonds. The record is from RefSeq and is a predicted model, not a curated record. Bases 25 to 1668 code for a protein of 547 amino acids. NCBI's taxonomy places the organism in Eukaryota, Metazoa, Chordata, Actinopteri, Pleuronectiformes, Pleuronectidae.
UUCAGGAAGUGUCUCAGUCUGAACAUGAGUCUCCUGCUCCUCUUCCUCCUCUUUCUCCUCCGUCUCUCGGACGGACUCCUCUUCACCAGAGACCCGGGCUGGGUCGCCUCCGACCCGGGGUGGAACUCAACCGGCUCCGGGUCUCAGCUCGUCUCCGUCACCGCGGAUCUGAGCUCCAUCCUCCACCGGGUGGACCCGAGGUUUCUGUCCGUGACCAUCGACUCCAGCCUGGGGACCGAGGAGAGCUUCAUGUACCUGCUGAGAUCCCAGAAGAUCAGGACGUUGGCCAAAGCUCUGACUCCCUCGUUCCUGAGGUUCGGUGGAACGAGACAAGACUUCAUGGUUUUCACUCCCGAGAGGAAACAUCUGCAAACAUCAGCUCCGUCCUGUGAUGAAGUGGCGUUGCCGUCGUGGUUGGAGGACAAACUGAAGGUGGAGUGGACGACGCAGCAGCUGGUCCUGAUGAGAGAAGAUGCUCAGAGGAAGUACAGGAACGUCAAGUUCACAGAGGUGACCGUGGACCUGCUGAACUCCUUCUCCAACUAUUCGGGGAUGGAUCUGAUCUUCGGGCUGAACGCUCUCCUCAGAACAGCCGACAACAGCUGGAACAGCAGCAACGCUCGCUCCCUGCUGCAGUACUGCGAGUCCAGAGGCUACGCCAUGUCCUGGGAGCUGGGGAACGAACCAAACAGUUUCGAGAAGAAGGCCGGGAUCCGAGUGGACGGAUAUCAGCUCGGACAGGACUUCACCCGUCUCCGAGAGAUGAUGUCAGAGUCCAAAUUCUACCACGGCGCCGGACUGUACGGGCCGGACGUGGGCCAGCCGCGAGGCCACAGGAUCGACAUACUGGAGGGGUUCCUGCAGAGCGGAGCGGACGCCGUCGACGCCUGUACCUGGCACCAUUACUAUGUGAACGGCAGAGACACGUCUCUGGAGGAUUUUCUGGAUCCAGAGAUUCUCGACACGCUGAAGUUAAAGACCAAAGAAGUUCUGCAGAAAGUAAAGAUGGCGUCCCCGGGGAAGGCGGUCUGGCUCGGAGAGACGAGCUCGGCGUACGGAGGAGGAGCCGUGGGUCUGUCCGACGCGUUCGUCGCAGGAUUCAUGUGGCUGGACAAACUGGGCCUGGCAGCCACACUCGGCAUGGACGUGGUGAUGAGGCAGGUGCUGAUUGGUUCAGGAAGUUACCACCUGGUCGACAACAACCUGGAUCCACUUCCUGACUACUGGUUGUCUCUUCUCUACAAGAGACUCGUGGGACCGGAGGUUUUGAAGAUUGAGGCGUCUUCUGCUGUUGGCCGCAGUAAAAGAGUGAGAGUGUAUCUGCACUGCUCCAACACAAAGAGCUACAGCAGCGGAGCAGUCACGUUGAUAUCUAUGAACCUGAGUGAGAAACCGGCUCGGAUCUCGACUCCGGCUCUCGUCUCCUCCGGCACAGUGGAGGCUUUUGUCCUGCAGGCCGACCGGCCCGGGGAGGAGGGGCUCUACUCCAGGUCUGUGAAACUGAACGGGGACGUGCUGAAGAUGGUGGACGAUAAAACUCUCCCCGACCUUAAAGGAAGUCGUCUUCCUCCAGCGGAUCACCUGCAGCUUCCUGCCUACGCUCUGGCCUUCUUCGUCUUCACCGACGCUCGAGCCGCCGCCUGUCACGACCCCGGACGCCUGCGAUGACGCCGCGGACACAGAGACGUCUUUAGAUAGAACACAGCUCAUCCUCUCUGGACUAAACAGACUCGAACUCAGGUGACGACGACGAAACGAAGACUUACUUUCACAUACCGGUGGCUGUGUUUCUAAGUUUCGAAUAAUUUUUUUUUUAAUUCUGUUCCACAAACGUAGUGACUCGUGUGAACGAAGCCACCGUUGGGUCUUUAACCCUAAAAUCACUGGUGUAGAUAAAGAUGGACAACAUGAAUUUGAGAAGUGAAUUCCAGAUCAAGGUUUCCUUCAGUUUUUCUUUUUUUAUUUCAUCACAAACUCUGGAAGUUUUAACGCAUCACAACCAAACUCUUCACUCCUCCUGCUCCUCGCCGUGUGUGAUGAUGUAACACAGAGAUUUGUAAUCCAGGUUUCCUGCUGCGUCGAUAUUUGACGACUGAAACAUCUGCUUCACCUGAAACGACACAUGUUGACACACAGGUUGUAGAAAAUGUAAUUUAACUUUAACUUAAUAAUGUAAAGUGAUGAAAUCCUCUGAUCUUCUCAGACUCAACACAACAUGACGGCAUCAGAAACCUUCUUUACCUCCUCAGAUGAAAACCUGUCGGCCUGUGUCAUCAGCAGAUUCUGUAAUCUGAUCAAAUCAAACAGAACAUUGUUAAGUUUGUGUUUAACAGCAGAGAAACGUUAGAAAGUAACAGACUCACUCGUCUUUGUGAACGAAGCCUUGGACGUCAGGAUCAAACAUUUUGAAAGCGUUUAAGAUGGUGUCCUCAGGGUCUGUGCCUGAAACCAGACAGAAAACAUACUGAACCUUCCUUUGGUCAUUGUCCAACACGUCAGUUCAUGACCUCUGACCCCUCGUCAGCUCCUGUCUAAAAAUAAAAACACUACUAGAGGAUUAAA